AUGGUCCGAGCGCAGCCGACACUUCGGUACUUGUGGCGGCGUAGUGCAGGAAGCGGAGGGGUAGCGGCUGGGGCAGGGAGUGGUGGAGGCCCGGGCAGUCCGCAGCUCGGCGCUACCACCUGUGACUGCCCCAACUGCCAUGAAGCUGAGGUUCUGUCCCGCCGGUGCCGGCGAUUCAUGUGCAGCUGCUGCGCCAAUGAGUGCGCAAAGCUUUCUGCGGCCAAUGAGUCACUGUUGCAUCAGCCUGGCGCUGAGUGUUUUUACGCCGCCACCAGUACUGAAGUGUCGGCUGCGCUCGGACCAUGGGAAAGGGAUGGCUUGGCAGAGUCAGCGCAGGGAGCAGUGUCAGCAGCCAGUCACGGGCAAACAGCGGGAGCAGCAGCCACAGACACACAGCAGCAGGUGGAUGAAAGCGAUGCCUGUCAGAAUUGUGGAGGCUUAGUACAAGGUCCAAAUGGGACAGUAGAAAGUCCUGGAUUUCCACAUGGGUAUCCAAAUUAUGCUAAUUGCACUUGGAUAAUAAUCACUGGAGAGAGAAACCGGAUACAACUAUCAUUUCAAAUUUUUGCUCUAGAAGAGGACUUUGAUAUUUUGUCAGUUUACGAUGGACAGCCGCAGCAAGGCAAUUUAAAAGUCAGCUUAUCAGGAUUCCAGCUGCCUUCAUCCAUAGUAAGCACAGGAUCCAUUCUUACAAUCUGGUUCACAACAGAUUUUGCAGUAAGUGCUCAAGGGUUUAAAGCUGUUUAUGAAGUGUUACCUAGUCAUACUUGUGGAAAUCCAGGGGAAAUUCCAAAAGGUUUAUUACAUGGAACAAGAUUCAAUAUUGGAGACAAAAUAAGAUACAGUUGCAUUGCUGGUUAUAUUCUCGAGGGUCAUUCAACACUGACUUGCAUAGUAAGUCCAGGAAAUGGUGCGUCAUGGGAUUUUCCAUCUCCUUUUUGCAGAGCUGAGGGAUCCUGUGGCGGCACUUUACGAGGUACAAGUGGAAUAAUUUCGAGUCCCCACUUUCCAUCAGAAUAUGAAAAUAAUGCUGACUGCACAUGGACUAUACUUGCUGAACCAGGGGAUACAAUAGCUCUAGUUUUUACAGAUUUCCAAAUGGAAGAAGAAUAUGAUUUUCUUGAAAUUAGUGGAACUGAAGCUCCAUCAAUAUGGUUAACUGGAAUGAAUUUGCCCUCACCAGUCAUAAGCAAUAAAAACUGGCUUCGUCUUCACUUUACAUCUGACAGUAAUCACAGACGGAAAGGAUUCAAUGCACAAUUCCAAGUAAAAAAGGCUAUUGAGUUAAAAUCCAGAGGGGUGAAGAUGUUACCAAGCAAAGAGAGUAAUCACAAAAAUUCAGUUUUGAGCCAAGGAGGAGUUCCAAUGCCAACUGAUAUGUGCCCUGACCCUGGAGUUCCUGAAAAUGGCAAAAGAGCAGGAUUUGACUUCAGAGUGGGUGCCAAUGUCCAAUUCUCCUGUGAUGAUAAUUAUGUGCUACAGGGCUCAAAGAGUAUUACUUGUCAACGUGUGACUGACACACUCUCUGCCUGGAGUGAUCAUAGACCAAUAUGCCGAGCACGCACAUGUGGCUCUAACCUUCAAGGACCAUCUGGAAUUAUUACAUCACCCAACUACCCUGUACAGUAUGAAGACAAUGCACAUUGCGUUUGGGUAAUAACAAGUGUUAAUCCAGAAAAGGUGAUCAAGCUUUCUUUUGAAGUGUUUGAACUGGAAAGGGGUUAUGACACCUUAACCAUAGGGGAUGGAGGAAAAGUAGGUGAUACACGAUCCGUUUUAUACGUACUGACUGGAUCCAGUGUCCCUGACCUGAUUGUGAGCAUGAGCAACCAGAUGUGGCUACAUUUACAAUCAGAUGAUAGUAUUGGCUCCCCUGGAUUCAAAGCUCUAUUCCAAGAAAUUGAAAAGGGAGGUUGUGGCGAUCCAGGAAUCCCAAUGCAUGGUAAACGGAAUGGUAGCAGUUUUCUUCAUGGAGAUGUGCUGACUUUUGAAUGCCAGGCAGCUUUUGAACUUGUGGGAGAAAAAACUAUCACUUGCCAACAAAAUAAUCAGUGGUCUGGAAAUAAGCCAAGCUGUGUUUUCUCUUGUUUUUUCAAUUUUACUACACCUUCUGGAAUAAUUAUUUCUCCGAACUACCCUGAAGAGUAUGGCAACAACAUGAACUGCAUAUGGUUAAUAAUAUCUGACCCAGGAAGCAGAAUCCAUCUGAUUUUUAAUGACUUUGAUGUGGAACCUCAGUUUGAUUAUGUUGCUGUAAAGGAUGAAGGUGUUGCAGAGCUAGCAGUACUUGGUACUUUUUCUGGAAACGAAGUGCCUUCUCAAAUUGCCAGCAAUAGUCACAUUGUGCGUUUGGAAUUUCAAUCAGAUCACUCAACAACUGGAAGAGGAUUUAAUAUUACUUAUACAACAUUUGGACAAAAUGAAUGCCAUGAUCCUGGAAUUCCAGUAAACGGAAGGAGGUUCGGAGAUCGCUUUUUGCUAGGAAGCUCGUUAUCUUUUCAUUGUGAUGAAGGUUUUAUUAAAACCCAAGGAUCAGAGUCCAUUACUUGUAUUAUACAGGAUGGAAAUGUAGUAUGGAGUUCGACAGUCCCACGAUGUGAAGCACCGUGUGGAGGACAUUUGACAGCAUCAAGUGGGAUCAUCUUACCUCCAGGCUGGCCUGGGUUUUACAAAGAUUCAUUGAACUGUGAAUGGGUGAUUGAAGCAAGAAAUGGACAUGCUGUUAAAAUAAGUUUUGAGAGAUUUCAAACUGAAGUUAAUUACGAUAUUCUGGAGGUACGAGAUGGCCCAGCCAACUCCUCACCACUACUUGGAGAGUACCAUGGAACUCAAGCACCACAAUUUCUUAUGAGUACAGGAAAUUACAUGUACCUUUUAUUUACCACAGACAAUAGUCGAUCCAGUGUGGGCUUUCUAAUUCGUUAUGAAAGUAUUACACUGGAAUCUGACUCCUGCCUUGAUCCAGGCAUCCCAGUUAAUGGUCACCGACAUGGUAAAUAUUUUGGCAUUGGGUCAGCAGUUUCCUUCACUUGUGAUCCUGGGUAUAUACUAAGUGAUGAUGACCCAUUGAUUUGCGAAAGGAAUCAUCAAUGGAAUCAUGCAUUGCCCAGUUGUGACGCUUUGUGUGGUGGUUACAUUCAUGGAAGGACAGGUACAAUUUUGUCUCCAGGGUUUCCAGACUUUUAUCCCAACUCUCUAAAUUGCACUUGGACAAUUGAGGUGUCACACGGAAAAGGUGUUCAGAUGGUAUUUCACACCUUUCACCUUGAAAGCUCCCACGACUAUUUAUUAAUAACAGAAGAUGGCAGCUUUGUUCAUCCAGUAGCAAGACUGACAGGGUCAGUCUUGCCCCCUACCAUAAAAGCUGGCCUUUUUGGGAAUUUUACAGCUCAGCUUCGAUUUAUAUCAGAUUUUUCAAUUUCAUAUGAAGGCUUUAACAUUACAUUUUCUGAAUAUGAUUUAGAGCCAUGUGAUGAUCCUGGUGUUCCCGCUUAUAGCAGAAGAAUAGGAUUUCAUUUUGGGGUUGGGGAUUCUCUUACAUUUUCCUGCUUUCCUGGCUAUCGUCUAGAAGGUGCUAAUAAACUCACCUGCUUGGGAGGUGGUCGAAGAGUGUGGAGUACACCUCUUCCAAGGUGUGUGGCUGAAUGUGGAGCAACAGUCAUUGGCAGUGAAGGAACCUUGCUCUCUCCAAAUUUUCCGUCAAACUAUGAAAACAACCAUGAAUGUAUUUAUAGACUAGAGACUCAGGCUGGCAAAGGAAUCCACUUAAGAGCUACAACAUUUCAACUACAUGAUGGAGAUAGUCUAAAGGUGUAUGAUGGGAAGGAUAGCUCAUCAAGACUUUUGGGAUCCUUUACAAAAAAUGAACUGAUGACAAUAUCUCUGAACAGCACUUCCAACCAUUUAUGGUUAGAAUUUAACACCAAUGGGGAAGAUACCGAUGUAGGGUUUCAUCUCACUUACAGUAGCUUUGAUCUAGUGAAGUGUGAAGAUCCAGGAGUGCCAAACUAUGGAUACAAGAUCCGUGAUGAUGGUCACUUUGCAGAUACAACAGUUUUAUAUAGCUGCAACCCAGGAUACACAAUGUAUGGCAGUAACAUCAUGAGCUGUCUUAGUGGAGAUAGGAGAGUAUGGGAUAAACCACUUCCAACAUGUGUUGCUGAAUGCGGUGGUAAAAUAUAUGCAGUUGCAUCUGGACGUAUUUUGUCACCAGGAUACCCAGUGCCAUAUGAAAAUAACUUACAUUGCAAGUGGAAUUUAGAGGCAGAUCCUGGAAAAACAAUUAGCCUUCACUUUAUAGUUUUUGACACAGAAGUCUCACAUGAUAUCCUAAAGGUAUGGGAUGGACCUGUAGACAGCAAUGUUCUUCUGAAAGAAUGGAGUGGCUCAUCUCUCCCUGAGGACAUUCACAGCACAUUCAACUCUUUGACAUUACAGUUUGAUAGUGAUUUUUUUAUCAGCAAGUCUGGCUUUUCCAUACAAUAUUCAACUUCAGUUGCAUCAACGUGUAAUGAUCCUGGAACACCUCAAAAUGGUACCAGAUAUGGGGACACCAGGGAACCUGGAGAUACAAUCACUUUUCAGUGUGAUCCUGGGUAUCAACUACAAGGCCAUACUAAAAUUACAUGUGUGCUGCUGAAUAACAGAUUUUUCUGGCAGCCGGAUCCUCCAACAUGCAUAGCGGCAUGUGGUGGAAACUUGACAGGCCCUGCAGGUGUUAUUUUAUCACCUAACUACCCUCAGUCGUAUCCUCCUGGGAAAGAAUGUGACUGGAGAAUAAAAGUAAAUUCAGACUUUGUCAUUGCCUUGAUAUUCAAAAGCUUCAAUAUGGAGCCUAGUUAUGACUUUCUACAUAUUUAUGAAGGUGAAGAUUCCAACAGUCCUUUAAUUGGAAGUUUUCAAGGAUCCUAUGCACCAGAAAGAAUAGAAAGUAAUGCUAACAGUCUAUUUUUGGCAUUUCGAAGUGAUGCAUCUGUUGGCAUGUCUGGUUUUGCCAUUGAAUAUAAAGAAAAACCACGGGAAGCUUGCUUUGAUCCUGGCAAUAUUAUGAACGGUACUCGGAUUGGAACAGACUUGAAACUUGGCUCUACAGUAACUUAUCAGUGUGACCCAGGCUACAGAAUUACUGAUCCUGCCACAAUAACCUGUGUUAUUGGGGCAGAUGGGAAGCCGGCAUGGAAUAGGAUUUUGCCAUCUUGUAAUGCUCCUUGUGGAGGGCAGUAUAUGGGAUCUGAAGGUGUUGUUCUAUCACCAAAUUAUCCAAACAACUACACUGCUGGUCAAAUUUGUCUUUAUUCUGUUACAGUUCCUAAAGAGUUUGUUGUAUUUGGUCAGUUUGCAUUUUUCCAGACUGCAUUAAAUGACUUAGUAGAACUGUUUGAUGGUGCCCAGGCCCAGGCCAGACUCCUCAGCUCUCUCUCAGGAAGCCACACAGGAGAGACAAUGCCUUUAGCCACAACUAAUCACAUUCUGCUGAGAUUCAGCACAACAAAUGGUGCGCCUGCCAGGGGAUUUCACUUUGUUUACCAAGCUGUUCCACGGACAAGUGAUACACAGUGCAGCUCUGUUCCUGAGCCUAGAUAUGGAAGAAGAAUUGGCACAGAAUUUUCAGCAGGCUCUGUAGUGCGAUUUGAAUGUAACCCUGGAUAUUUGCUGCAAGGCUCUAAAGCUAUCCAUUGCCAAAGAGUACCAAAUGCUUUAGCUCAAUGGAAUGAUACUGUACCAACCUGUUUGGUUCCAUGCAGUGGGAAUUUCACAGACAGAAGAGGGACAAUUUUAUCCCCUGGUUUUCCUGAAACUUAUAGUAACAGCUUAAACUGUAUAUGGAAGAUUAUAGUAACAGAAGGCUCAGGUAUACAGAUACAAGUAUUAAGUUUUGCUACUGAACACAACUGGGACUCACUUGAGAUAUAUGAUGGUUCUGAUAUGACAGCACCAAGACUUGGAAGUUUCUCUGGAACUACUGUUCCAGCUUUAUUAAACAGCACAUCUAAUCAACUUUAUUUGCACUUUCACUCUGAUAUAAGUGUGUCAGCUGCUGGAUUUCAUCUUGAAUACAAAACUGUUGGGCUCACAGCAUGCCCAGAACCCUUGCUUCCAAACAAUGGAAUAAAAAGUGGAGAUCGAUACAUGGUUAAUGAUGUGGUUUCUUUUCAGUGUGAGCCUGGAUAUACAUUACAGGGGCAUUCCCAUAUCUCCUGCAUGCCUGGAACAGUAAGACGCUGGAAUUACCCAUCACCACUCUGUAUUGCAAGAUGUGGUGGAACACUUAUCAGCAUGAGUGGAGUCAUCUUAAGCCCAGGUUUUCCUGGAAAUUAUCCCAGUAACUUAGAUUGUACAUGGAAGAUUAUAUUGCCAGUGGGAUAUGGGGCUCAUAUUCAGUUUGAAAACUUUUCCACUGAAGCAAACCAUGAUAUCCUUGAAAUUCAAAAUGGACCUUAUCAUACAAGCUCACAGAUUGGACAGUUCAGUGGUGCUGACCUUCCUCCAUCACUACUCAGUACAACACAUGAAGUGCUCAUUCACUUUUUUAGUGAUCAUUCAGAAAACAAGAAAGGGUUUAAGCUUGUUUACCAAGCUUAUGAAUUGCAGAACUGUCCAGAUCCUCAUCCUUUUAAGAACGGAUACAUCAUUAACUCUGAUUAUAGCGUGGGGCAAUCAAUAUCUUUUGAAUGCUAUCCAGGGUAUGUCUUAGUAGGACAAGUAGUUCUUACUUGCCAGCAUGGUAUUAAUAGAAACUGGAACCAUCCUUUUCCAAGAUGUGAAGCACCUUGCGGAUACAAUGUGUCUUCAGAAAAUGGCACAAUCUACUCACCAGGAUUUCCAGAUGAAUAUCCGAAUUCAAUGGACUGCUCAUGGUUUAUUUCUGUACUGCAGGGUCAUGGGGUUUAUAUUAACUUUACUUUACUCCAGACUGAACCAAUGAAUGAUUACAUUGCAGUAUGGGAUGGACCAGACCAAGCUUCCCCACAGUUAGGUGUUUUUAGUGGAAAUACAGCUCUUGAAACUGCUUAUAGUUCAUCCAAUCAUGUUCUUCUAAAGUUCCACAGUGACUUUUCGACGGGCGGAUUCUUUGUCCUAAAUUUUCAUUCUUAUCCACUUAAAAAAUGCCACCCUCCUCCAUCUGUGGCUGAAGCUGAUAUAAUAUCUGAUGAUGAUGAUUAUGAAAUAGGAGAUUUUGUAAAAUAUCGUUGUCGACCAGGAUUUACGUUAGUUGGAAAUGAUAUGAUCACGUGUAAGAUGGUUGUUCAGUUGCAGUUUGAGGGCUCACUGCCAAAGUGUGAAGCACAAUGUCCUGCAAAUGAAAUGCGUUUAGAAUCAUCUGGUGUAAUCCUAAGUCCUGGAUAUCCUGGUAACUACCCAAAUUCUCAGACAUGUUCUUGGACCAUUAAAGUGGAACCAGGGUACAAUAUAUCAAUUUAUGUUGAAACAUUCCAAAGUGAAAAGCAGUUUGAUGAGCUUGAGAUUUUUGAUGGUCCCUCUGGUCAAAGCUCUCUUCUGGCAGCUUUAAGUGGAAAUCUGACCCAGCAGCAAAAUUUUUCCAGCAAAAGUAAUAUUAUUUUUCUUCGGUGGUCAGCUGAUCAUGCAACCAGUAAAAAAGGAUUUAAGAUCCGGUACUCAGCUUCUUAUUGCAGUUUGAAUACAGUGAUAACAAAUGGUGGGAUUUUGAAUAAAACAGGAAUUGAACUUGGAUCUAAAGUUUAUUACUUCUGCAAUCCCGGCUACAAAAUGAUUGGGAAUAAUUACGCCACAUGCAUUAGAAAUUCAAAUGGAAUGUAUGAAUGGGGCUUUUCUGCUCCAAUAUGUAAGGCUGUGUCCUGUGGAAUUGCCCAGUCACCUGGAAACGGUUCUGUUUCAGGAAAUGAGUUCACUUUAGGAAGUAAAGUGACAUAUGAAUGUAAUGAGGGCUACAGAUUGCAAUAUAGUCAACAAUCAACAGCAGUGUGUCAAGAAGAUGGAUCGUGGAGUAAUGCAGGCAAGCAACCUAUUUGUCAGCCUAUUAUCUGUACAAAUAUCGAAACUCAGCUUUCAGAGCAUGUGACUUGGAGGCUGGUAUCAGGCUACUUAAAUGAAUAUGGUUCUCAAGUCUUGCUGAGUUGCAGUCCUGGUUAUUACCUUGGUGGAAUAAGACUUCUGCAGUGUAGAGCUAAUGGAACAUGGAGUGGAGGUGAUCUAAAACCAAGCUGUAAAGUUAUCUCGUGUGGCGAUCUACCUUCACCACCAAAUGGGAACAAAAUUGGAACUUUAAAUGUAUAUGGAGCUACUACUAUAUUUACAUGUAAUACAGGUUACACACUUGCUGGAUCUCACGUACGAGAGUGUCUGGCUAAUGGCCUCUGGAGUGGUGCUGAAACAAGAUGCCUAGCUGGCCACUGUGGUUCACCAGAUCCUAUUGUAAAUGGACAUAUAAGUGGUGAUGGUUUCAGUUAUCGAGAUACUGUAGUUUAUCAAUGUAAUCCUGGUUUCCGUCUGGUUGGAACUUCAGUUCGUAUAUGUCUUCAAGAUCACAAAUGGUCUGGAAAAGCACCUGUUUGUGUCUCAAUUACUUGUGGUCAUCCAGGAAAUCCUACCAAUGGAGUUACCAGUGGAAGCGAGUUUAACUUGAACGAUGUUGUCAACUUUACAUGCAAUAUAGGUUAUGUACUUCAGGGUGCAAAUCAAGCACAAUGUCGCAGUAAUGGAUUAUGGAGCAGUCCUCUUCCACAUUGCAGAGUUGUGAAUUGUACUGAUCCAGGCUUUGUGGAAAAUGCAAUACGACAUGGACAACAGAAUUACCCUGAAAGUUUCAAAUACGGGAUAAGUGUUACUUAUCAUUGCAAAAAGGGCUUCUUCUUAUUAGGAUCAUCUGUUUUAUAUUGUAAGGCAAAUGGCUUGUGGGACAGGUCAUUACCUAAAUGCUUAACAAUAUUGUGUGGACAUCCAGGAGUUCCAGCUAAUGCUUUACUAAGUGGAGAUAAAUUUACAUAUGGAUCAAAAAUUCACUAUUCUUGCAUGGGUAACCACAACAUUAUUGGAAAUGCAACACGAGUAUGUCAAGAGGACAGCAGAUGGAGUGGAGCCCUACCUCACUGUUCAGGGAACAGUCCAGGAAUGUGUGGUGAUCCAGGAAUACCAGCACACGGUUCACGACUUGGAAAUGAUUUUAAGAUCAAAAGCUUUCUCCGCUUCUCUUGUGAGAUGGGAUAUGUCUUGAGAGGCUCCAUGGAGAGAACAUGCAUAUUAAAUGAAACCUGGUCUGGGAUUCAGCCAUCGUGUGAACCGGUAUCCUGUGGAAAUCCUGGCUCUCCAGCCAAUGGCAUGAUAAUUUACAGUGACGGGAUACUAUUCUCCAGUUCUGUCAUCUAUGCCUGUUGGGAAGGUUACAAAACAUCAGGGUUAACUACUCGACAUUGUACUGCCAAUGGAACCUGGACUGGCAGUGCUCCAGAUUGUUCAGUAAUUACUUGUGAAAAUCCAGGCCCAAUUGCUAAUGGUAUUCAGAUAGGAAAAGAUUUUACCUUUAACAAGACAGUAACCUACCACUGCAAUCCUGGUUAUAUGAGAGAUCCCCCUGUAUCAAUUGCUUUGAUGUGUAACAAAGAUGGCACCUGGAAUCAGACUAAGCCCAUCUGUAAAGCUAUUAGUUGUGGCCUGCCUCCUCAAGUGACCAAUGGAAAGCUGGAGGGAUCAGACUUCAGCUGGGGGUCGAGUAUCAGCUAUAGAUGCAUAGAAGGCUACCAACUCUCGAGUCCAACUGUUCUUUCAUGUGAAGGAAGGGGAGUGUGGAGAGGAGAAAUUCCCCACUGUUUGCCUGUAUUUUGUGGUGACCCUGGGACUCCAUCUGAGGGCCUUCUUAAUGGUAAAAGUUUUACCUUUAAUUCAGAAGUUUCAUAUCAGUGCCGAUCUCCAUUUAUAUUGGUUGGCUCUUCAAGAAGAAUUUGCCAGGCUGAUGGUAGCUGGAGUGGAAUACAGCCAACUUGCGUUGAUCCAACUCAUAACACCUGCAGUGACCCUGGUACUCCACAUUAUGGUAUGCAGAACAGCUCCAAAGCUUUUGAGAUUGGAAGCACUGUCUUCUUUAGAUGUCGAAAAGGCUACCAUAUCCAAGGCUCAACUACACGUAUUUGUCUUGCUAAUUUAACAUGGAGUGGAACCCAGCCAGAAUGCAUUCCUCAUGCAUGCAGACAGCCAGAAACUCCUGCAUAUUCGGAUGUAAGAGCAUUAGAUCUACCUACACUAGGAUAUACUUUAAUCUAUACAUGUCAGCAAGGAUAUUUUCUUGCUGGAGGAUCAGAACAUCGGACUUGCAAAAGUGAAAUGAAGUGGACAGGGAAGCCACCUAUUUGCAAAAGUAAAGGGCUUAGAGAACUAAAUGCAACUGCAACAAAAGCUCCAGUUCCCUCUGAUGUUUUCAGUGUACAUUCUGUGUGGAAAGGAUUUUAUGAGUAUCUUGGAAAACAACAUUCCGCAACCUUAACUAUUGAUUGGUUCAAUAACACAAGUAGCAGAGUGAAUGGAACAUUUUUCGAUACUUAUAACAUUGAAUUGAAAUUAUCAGGGGUUUACAAAAAAGAAGAAGCUCAUUUGCUCUUAAAAGUUUUCCAGGUUAAAGGUUCAUCAGAUACUCUUAUUACCAAGUUUGAAAAUUGGGUCAUAGAUGGAUAUGUCUCAUCAGCGGCAGCAGGUGUGUUUAACUUCCAAGGUGAAAUACACUCGAAGGAUUUCGGCAAGUUUAAGUUUCAGAAGCAACGUUCUCAAAGCAUUAAUAACACAUCCAACAACUACUAUGGCACAAACAGCAGUUCUGUUGCAGCUGCAAUAUUGGUACCUUUUUUUGCUCUUAUUCUAGCUGGGUUUGCUUUUUACCUUUACAAACACAGGGCAAGACCAAAAGUUCAGUAUAAUGGUUAUGCUGGUCAUGAAAACAGUAACGGACAAGCUUCCUUUGAAAAUCCUAUGUAUGAUACAAACUUAAAACCCACAGAAGCAAAAGCAGUCAGAUUUGAUACAACACUAAACACAGUUUGUACAGUUGUAUAGCCUUGGUGCCCAGUAAGACUGAUUCAUAGCCAUACCUCUUAUGGACAGAAAUUCCAUUGUUGCCCUCUGUUUCUUCUGCCUUUGUGGAAGUAAAGUUUAACAAAACCUAUCAGCAAACAAAACAUUUCUCUAAAAUCCCAAGUCAAGCCUUCUGAAGAUAAAAUCAUUACAAUUGGAUUAUAAUUCCUGGCUUCAAGUGCUUACCAUCAAAGAACACUUCAGGAAGACUGCCAAGUUACUCCACUUUGUCAUUUUAAUGCCUCAUACUUUGAAAUUUGUAUGUGGCUGGAUGCCUUUAGUUGCAAUAUUGUGGGCACAUGGAUAAAUAUUGUGGGCGCUAUUAUGAAUGAUAGCACCACAAAUGUAUUUUUUUUAUAUCACAUGAACGUGAAUGUUCUGAAGAAACUAAAACUAUUCGAAACUGAGGACACCUUAAAAUAUGGUUGCACAUAUUUAAAAUGCUGUACAAUGAAAUCAUUGAAACGUUGAAGACGCAACCAGAUAUUUAAGGCACUACAAUAUAUGUACACUGAACUGUUUUGCUAUUUUUUUCAUUCGCCAGAAGUUGCAUAAUUCUACUGCACAAUUUUUUGCACUAGUAUGUUUGGAAUGACUGAGAACCAUGCCAUCAAAGAACAGGGUUAUUAA
Molecule: messenger RNA, 11667 nt
Organism: Xenopus laevis (African clawed frog)
Lineage: Eukaryota; Metazoa; Chordata; Amphibia; Anura; Pipidae
Product: CUB and sushi domain-containing protein 1-like
Exons: 70
Coding region: 1-11019 (3672 amino acids)
Source: RefSeq, a predicted model, not a curated record